Portunus trituberculatus (swimming crab) is the source of this 2918-nucleotide messenger RNA. It is a transcript of the gene RtcB, whose product is annotated as RNA-splicing ligase RtcB homolog. Gene Ontology annotation, biological process: tRNA splicing, via endonucleolytic cleavage and ligation. The record is from RefSeq and is a predicted model, not a curated record. Gene Ontology annotation, cellular component: nucleus; tRNA-splicing ligase complex. Gene Ontology annotation, molecular function: RNA ligase (ATP) activity. Bases 177 to 1697 code for a protein of 506 amino acids. The transcript has 11 exons. Lineage: Eukaryota; Metazoa; Arthropoda; Malacostraca; Decapoda; Portunidae.
CUCAUCCCCCUGGCCGCAGUGUCAAGUGAGUGGCAGACACAGGGAAGUCACGCUGGCCGCUGUCUAUCUGCGUACUGGUGCCUGGCCCAUCACUCUGCAGUCUCCACACUGGUGAAGGAAGGCACAGCAGGCAGUGCACUCACCCUGGAGUAGCCACAAGCACCAAGACUUAGAAGAUGGUGGUUCGGCAGUACAACGAUGAGCUGCGGUACCUGGAGCGGCUGUCUCCCAGCUGCUGGCGGAUCAAGAAAGGCUUUCAACCUAACAUGAAUGUGGAAGGCAUUUUCUAUGUCAAUGAUCACUUGGAAAAGCUGAUGUUUGAGGAACUGAGGAACUCCUGCCGGCCAGGGUCUGUUGGGGGGUUUCUGCCGGGCAUGAAACAAAUAGCUAAUGUUGCAGCACUUCCAGGCAUUGUGGGCAAAUCUGUUGGUUUGCCUGAUGUGCAUUCUGGUUAUGGAUUUGCAAUUGGUAAUAUGGCAGCCUUUGAUAUGGAUAAUCCCCAAGCUGUUGUUUCUCCGGGGGGUGUGGGAUUUGAUAUUAACUGUGGGGUGCGUUUACUGAGAACCAACCUUACUGAGGCUGAUGUGGUUCCCAUUAAGGAGCGUUUGGCUCAGUCUAUGUUUGAUCAUAUUCCUGUUGGUGUUGGUUCCAAAGGCAUCAUUCCCAUGACUGCACGGGACUUAGAGGAGGCCUUAGAGAUGGGUAUGGACUGGUCACUAAGGGAAGGAUACAUCUGGGCUGAAGAUAAGGAGCACUGUGAAGAGUAUGGACGCAUGGCCCAGGCUGACCCAGCCAAGGUGUCCAUGAGAGCCAAAAAGAGAGGUCUCCCUCAGUUGGGAACGCUUGGAGCAGGAAACCAUUAUGCAGAGAUCCAAGUGGUGGAUGAAAUUUAUGAUAAAUGGGCUGCCAGCAAGAUGGGCAUAGAAGAAAAAGGACAAGUGUGUGUGAUGAUUCACUCAGGCUCUCGUGGAUUUGGUCACCAAGUUGCUACAGAUGCCCUUGUUGCAAUGGAGAAGGCCAUGAAGAGAGAUGAAAUUGAGACUAAUGACCGGCAGCUUGCCUGUGCCAGGAUAAAGUCUGAAGAAGGUCAGAAUUAUCUGAAGUCCAUGGCUGCUGCUGCUAAUUUUGCAUGGGUUAAUCGUUCUUCCAUGACCUUCCUUAGUAGACAGGCUUUUGCCAAGCAAUUUCAAAUGAGUCCUGAUGACUUGGACAUGCAUGUGAUUUAUGACGUCUCACACAACAUUGCCAAAAUUGAGCAACAUUGGAUUGAAGGAAAACUCCGUACUUUGUUAGUUCAUCGAAAGGGUUCAACUAGAGCCUUCCCCCCACAUCAUCCACUCAUACCUGUUGAUUAUCAGUUGACUGGACAGCCUGUUCUCAUUGGUGGCACUAUGGGUACCUGUUCCUAUGUGUUGACUGGAACUGAGCAAGGCAUGACAGAGACCUUUGGUUCUACUUGCCACGGAGCAGGUCGAGCACUGUCACGUGCUAAAUCCCGCCGUAAUUUAGAUUAUGCGGAUGUUCUGGUGAAACUACAAGAGCAAGGAAUAAGUAUUAGAGUGGCCUCCCCAAAGCUGGUAAUGGAAGAGGCUCCAGAAUCGUAUAAAAAUGUUACUGAUGUAGUUGAUACAUGUCAUGCUGCUGGUAUUAGCAAGAAGUGCAUUAAGUUACGACCUAUAGCUGUCAUUAAGGGAUAACAGCGUAUUCUUGUAUUUAGUCUCAAUGAAAUAUUGCUAAUAAUCUUGUAUAAUAAUCAUUAGGCAACUUUCCAUGACUGAAUGCAAUAUAUCCCAAGUUCCAUUUUAACUGCAACAUCAAUUUCUUAGCUAUUGUAUAAAUGUUGUAGAACUAAAUUGAAGUGUAUAACAUUUCUUCUACCAUACACAUGUUGAGAACAAUCCUGUGAACCAUAACUGAAAUGCUUUGGUAAGGAGAAAGAGGAGUGAAGCAUGGCAGGUGGUAAUGCAAAGACAGGAAUAAAAGAAGGCUCAUUAUGUCCAUCCCCUGAGAAGACAAAUAAAAAAUUUACAAAAUUACUGUUUCCAUAAAGAAAAUAAAAAUAUUCCAGUUUGUUUUACUACACAAACAAAUAAGAAAAUAAAAAUAUUCCAGUUUGUUUUCUCUUACUACACAAACAAAUAUUCAUUCUUAAUUUUUUUUGCCAAUGAGUAGAAUAAAUCAACAUUAAUGGGUGGUGGCAAAGCAAUCGAUCCUACAAAAAUAAAAUUAACAGAAGUAUCUACAAGUUUUCAGAAACACUUGUCUAGUUUAGAUGGAAUGAAAUGAAAUGCUGGACUAAUCGUUGCUUGACAAGAACAUUGGCGACCUGAAAGUAAAGGAAAAUUAUUAACAUAAAAUAGCUUGUUUCCCCUCCCUCCUCAACUAAUAUCUUGGCCACAAAAGUACUAGAUCAGCAUCAACAUAAAUAACCACAAACCUAUUGAGCAUGACAUAACUGAUCUGUUCAACAUAUAUCUUGCUAAACAUUUUAUAUUGGUGUUCACUCUACUUUAUUUCCCAGAUAUUGUGAGGGCUAUAGAGAACACAAAUUUAAUCAAAUUCCUACAGAUACUGCAUUAUGGAAGAAAAACCCAAAAUUUCACAUGAUCAGUAUCAUGUUACAAAAACUAAGCAUACAACUUGUAUAUAAAACUUUUGCAUUUGUAAAAUUCAGAACAAAACUUGGUAUGGGUUCAAGAGUAUAUCUUAGUUGUCAUAUGCAUACACUAAUGCCAGCAAUCAACAAAAAUUUUUAUUAAUUUCCAAACUUUUUUUUUUUAAGAUGUUAAAACUUACAUGGACAGCUAAACUCAGAAUUACUCAAAGAAUAACCAGAUUUCUAUAAAGGCAAGAUGUGAUGUGAUUAAACAUAUUUUGCACAUGCAUACUGUGAUGCCAAUAAACAAAUUUUUUUUUUA